CAUAAAUAUUUUAAUUAGACAAAAUAAAAAUUUGUUUUGUUUGAUUAUGCUGGAGAAAAUGUUAAGGUUUUAAGUAGUUAGAAAAGAUGAAAAAAUAAAUAGUAUAUAGCCUUUAUUACCCACCAUUCAUAAUAAUCCUUUUGAGAAAUAAAAUAAUUUAACAGAGACAAUAGAUAAUUAAUACUAAGGAAAUAGAUUUUGUGGAACUUAUCGUAGUAAUAGUUAGAAAAGAAAUUAAAUAAAAUCUAUAAGAAGAUCAAAAUGUGUAGGCUAUAUGCAAAUGAUAGAAAAUUAUAAAAAUACAAAUAGAUAAAGUUAGGAAAAUCCAUUUUAGGGAGAAUUAUUAAUUAAGCAAUUUAAAAAAAAUAGAAAAUAUGAAUAAGGUAGUGAGAUAUAGAAUACUUUGAUGGAUUAUCCUCAACAUAAAUUCCAUACAUUGGAUGCCACAACAAAAAAUAUAAGAUAUAAUUCUUAGCCUAAGAGGACAGAUUAAAUUGAGACUGAUAUGAAAAUUACUCCUUAUAUACAUCAGAAUAAAAGAUUUUAAUGUAUUGAUUAUAUCUACAUUGUUUGA
Molecule: messenger RNA, 574 nt
Organism: Paramecium sonneborni
Lineage: Eukaryota; Ciliophora; Oligohymenophorea; Peniculida; Parameciidae
Source: the annotation of a GenBank genome assembly